UUCACUGCUACAAAAAAAAUCUCUUCUUCUGUCUAUAAAGACCGUCUCUUAUUUCACUGUUUGAACUCUCCCUUUUUUGCAGAAAUCGAGUAGGAGGAUUUCUGAGGGAUUUGGUAACGAAUAUGGCAUCCAAGCGAAUUCUGAAAGAGCUCAAGGAUCUCCAGAAAGAUCCUCCUACCUCUUGCAGCGCUGGCCCAGUUGCUGAAGAUAUGUUUCAUUGGCAAGCAACGCUUAUGGGUCCAUCUGACAGUCCUUAUGCUGGCGGAGUGUUUCUUGUUACCAUUCAUUUUCCGCCUGAUUAUCCAUUUAAGCCUCCAAAGGUAGCUUUUAGGACAAAGGUUUUUCACCCAAACAUCAACAGCAAUGGUAGCAUUUGCCUCGACAUUUUGAAGGAACAGUGGAGCCCCGCACUCACAAUAUCCAAGGUGCUGCUGUCUAUCUGUUCUCUGCUAACGGACCCUAAUCCUGAUGAUCCUUUGGUGCCUGAGAUUGCUCAUAUGUACAAGACCGAUAAAAGCAAGUAUGAAGCCACUGCUCGGAGCUGGACUCAAAAGUAUGCCAUGGGUUAGUUGCUGAAACACAAGUAUUUGGAGGUGCUCCUUUUCCUCUGAUCUUUUUGUUUUUUUAUCUAUGAUGUAUUAAGUAAUUGUGUUUCUUAUGCAUAAUUAACUCAAGGGGAAAGGUUGAAUUGUGACCCUCUGUGAAACACUUAAUUUGCCUUAUGUGUGUAAGAUUAAAUGGUUUUGAAAUUCUGCUGGAUGGGUUCUAAGUGGUAAGCAUUUUAACCAUUGGUAUC
Molecule: messenger RNA, 796 nt
Organism: Nicotiana tabacum (common tobacco)
Lineage: Eukaryota; Viridiplantae; Streptophyta; Magnoliopsida; Solanales; Solanaceae
Product: ubiquitin-conjugating enzyme E2 10
Source: RefSeq, a predicted model, not a curated record